CGUGGCGUGGUGGUGCAAACCUCAUUGUCCAGAAACACAAGUUGUCGGAUGGCUCUCAACCAUGGCUGCGGUGCUGCCGCAUCAAUAUGGAGAGGUCGAUGACAGCCACGCAAGCCAUCCCAGUGACGCACCCGCAUCUAGCUUUGAGACGGAAAACGAUUAGCGUCCCAGUGAUUACUGGUAGAGCCAUCCGUUUGAGGGCGCACUCGACUGUCGAGUAGCAGUGUAGCGGACUGAAAUAAGCAUGUCUGACCAUUUUCGCGUGUCGCGGACCCCACGGCCCGUUGAGGGCAAGUAGCGCCUGCACCACGGGUCGGUCCGCACCCGCCAUCGUAGGAGGUCGCAUCACAGCUGCCAGCGCGCACGCCGUGCAGCCAUCCACGCGUGCUAUAUAAGUCGGUCGGUCUCUCAGUCCUCGUAGUAUUGCUUCCACCACCGAAGCAGCCAUUUCCUUUCGCCCGCACUAGCCGCGUUGAGUCGCAGGGCCCCUGGGUCGCAACUGGAGCCUUCGCCGUAGAAGUUUCGCCGCAGCCAGGCGCGCGCAGUGCCGCCUGGCCUCGCUCCCCCGCGCGCAUCCUCCCGCCGCUCGUCCCCGCCGCCAUGGCAUCCACGGCCUUCCCCUCGAUCUCCUCCACCGUCGCCCCCCCGCCCUCCGCCCUCUGGUCCGCCAACUUUUCCGCGCCGUACCCGACGUGCGCGCCGUGGCAGAAUUUCGUGCUGGGGGAGGGCGGCGUGCCCGAGCUCGUCAGUCCGUACGUCGUGCAGAGCAAGGGCGGCCGCGUCGCGUGGGGGCUGCCGGCGCGCAGCGCGCAGGCGGCGUACAUCAUCCAGGCGUUCGUGACCAACGUCAUGCUCUCCACGCUGCAGGGCCUCCCCGCGCACCACGUCUCCGCCUUCGACGACCUCUCCGUCACCCUCUCCUUCCGCCAACCCUCCGCCUCCGCCUCCACUCCCCCCGUGCUCGUGGUCCCACUGGUCCGCGGGUCCCCCUUCCUCACCUUUAUAUUCCCCCAGGGUGGCCCCCCCGCGACGCCCGUGCUGACGACGAUCCACGCCAUCCUCAGCGUGCAGGCCAUCGGCGACACCAAGUACCGCGUCGCGCUCAACAACGGCCAGACGUGGCUGGUGUACCUGUCGUCGCCCCUGUCGCUGCGCCAAGACGGGGCGACGCUGGUGGCGGCGGCGCCCUUCACGGGGACCAUUCGCGUGGCGCUGCUGCCCGGCAACUCCCCGCAGCAGGAGGAGGCGCUGCUCGACGCGCGCGUGGCGACCGUGCCGGUGGGCGGGCGCGCGCGGGUGGGCGCGUUCCGCAUCAAUUACCGGUGGCGCACGCAGCAGUGGCGCAAGGUGCCUGCUGGCGGGUCCAAGGCGCCGCUGCUCAUGCUGUCGCUGCCCACGCACCGCCGCUUGAGAGUGCGCGCGGACAGCCCCUCCCCGGCCUCUUCCCUGCGCCGCCACCGCAGCGUCUCCUCGUCCUCGUCCCUGGGCAUGGGCAUGGGCGCCAUCCAAGUCGCUGCUGGCUCCCCCGCUCUGAGGGGCGAUGGCGGGAGGAGGGAGGCGGGCUGGGACUACGACAGCAGCGACAGCAGCGGUGGGGAGGUGGGCUCGAUCCUGGCUGCACAGGACGACGCCUCGUCAUCACCCGCCACCGACGCAGCGGGCACAUGGAACCAAGCACCCAUGGCGUCCACAUCGGCGUCAGCAUCAGCAGCAUCUGCGCCCGCCGACUCAGUGCUGGUGUACCCCACAAUCGACGGCCAUGCCGUGGGCAUGAGUGGAUCGGCGUGGGAGCUCAAGGUGCCCAAGACGCCCACGCAGUGGCACUCCAACGCCUUCACGUCCGACCAGCAGCUGCUGAGCGACCUGCGGGCGUCCCUCAAGCAGGACGUGGCGGCGCUGCCUCCCCUCACCAACCCCUCCACCUACUUCUUUGGCAAGGCAGCGGCGCGCGCCGCCCGCCUGGCGCUCAUAGCGGAGCAGGUGCACGACGACGGCAGCCUGGCCGUGGUGCUGCCGCCGCUGCGCUCCGCCCUCUCCGCCUGGCUGGACGGCACCUUCCCCGGUAACCGCCUGCUGUACGACCCCACGUGGGGGGGCGUGGUAAGCGAGGCGGGAUCGCGCGACAAGGGAGCGGACUUUGGGCUGGGCAUGUACAACGACCACCACUUCCACUACGGCUACUUCGUGUACGCCGCUGCCGCCGUCGCCAAGUUCGACCCCGUGUGGGGCAGUCGCUACCGCAGCAAGCUGUCGGCGCUGGUGGCGGACUACAUGUCAGUGAACCGCACCGCGGCAUUCCCCCGGCUGCGCAACUUCGACGCGUACGCGCUGCACUCGUGGGCCAGCGGGCUGUUUGACUUCGGCGACGGGCGCAACCAGGAGAGCUUCAGCGAGGCGGCCAACGCCUACUAUGCCGGCUCGCUGCUGGCCUACGUCUUUGGCGACCUGCCUCUGGCCACGCUGGGCGCCACGCUCGCAGCAGUGGAGGCGGUGGCGGCGCAGACCCUCAUGCAGGUGCCGGCCAGCUCGUCCUCCCCGCCGUCCUCCCUCUCCCCCGCCUACGAGCCUGUCUUUGCUGACACCAACCGCAUGGUGGGUGUGCUGUGGUCCACCAAGCGCGACGCAGCGCUGUGGUUUGCCCCCCCGGCAGACCUGGACAAGCGCGUGGGCAUCCAGGUGCUGCCCAUCACGCCCUUCCUCGCACACCUCUUCCCCGACCGCUCCUUCGCACGGCAGCUUGUGGAGUGGGCGCAACCCGUGCUCAGCGGUGGUGCCGUCACUGACGAGUGGCGUGGCUUCUCUUGGGCCCUGCAGGCCCUCUAUGACCCUGAGGGUGCUAGGGCUAAGAUUGCUGCUCUGGGUGCAUUUGACGAUGGCAAUUCCAAGACGAACAUGCUCUGGUGGUUAGCUACUAAUACACCAUAGAUGUACAAGAUGGCUUCUAGAUUGUUGCUUGCACAUAUACAGAUAGGAGCAUAGCUUAUACACAGCUUAUCCACA
Messenger RNA from Closterium sp. NIES-67, 3000 nucleotides. Lineage: Eukaryota; Viridiplantae; Streptophyta; Zygnematophyceae; Desmidiales; Closteriaceae. The record is from the annotation of a GenBank genome assembly.